Molecule: messenger RNA, 4782 nt
Organism: Dinoponera quadriceps
Lineage: Eukaryota; Metazoa; Arthropoda; Insecta; Hymenoptera; Formicidae
Gene: lqf
Product: epsin-2
Exons: 15
Coding region: 526-2286 (586 amino acids)
Biological process (GO): endocytosis
Cellular component (GO): plasma membrane; endosome; clathrin vesicle coat
Molecular function (GO): phospholipid binding; clathrin binding
Source: RefSeq, a predicted model, not a curated record
GUCGUACUCGUAGUCGUGCUCGUCAUCGUAGUCGCGCUCAUCGUCGUCGUCCCCGUGUCACGAGGACGCUGCGAGUACGCGAGGGGCACACGGUGACGCGCCGUCGUCCGCUUCGGUCCGCAGACGUCACUCCGCCGCGAAAGAGAGCACCCGCGGGGGCUGCUCCACGGGAACGUUUACCUCGUCCGCAGCCGACGACGACAGUGAUAAUCGUCGUCGCGAUGCGUUACGUUGCGACGCGGCCGCACCCGUUGCCGUCCUCGCGAUUUCCUCGAACUCAGCCUCGAGAAGGAUACAAUAUAUCGAUAUUCCGCAAUUGAAACGUGUCGCGCACGUAGAAAGAGACAAAAGAUCGAGCGGAAGGAAAACAGUGCAAUUUGUUCGAGGACGGUGUCGUACGUCGUUAUUCCUAUCAAUUUGUAUCAUCUGAUAGUCUAGGCUUUUGUUGUGAUUCGGAGUAUUCUAUAUUUCCGGGCAAGACCUAGCUUCGUCAACAACGCCAGCGAUAUUUCGUAUAGUCGAAGAAUGGCGAUGCAGAAGAUGAGAAGACAAGGCCAAGACGUUAUGCAGGUGAACCUAGCAGGUAUUAGGCGAGAUAUAAUGAAUCUUGCCCAUAAUUACAGCAAUGCUCAGAAAGCUGUACGAAAAGCUACCAGCAAUGAUCCCUGGGGUCCAAGUAGUACACUUAUGGCGGAAAUUGCUGACUUAACGUACAACGUUGUAGCAUUUACGGAAAUUAUGCAAAUGCUAUGGAAGAGAUUAAACGAUCAUGGGAAAAAUUGGCGACACGUAUACAAAGCCCUAGUUCUAUUAGAAUAUCUUAUUAAGACGGGAUCCGAAAAGGUAGCGCAACAGUGCAAAGAAAAUAUUUUCGCCAUCCAAACCUUGAAAGACUUUCAAUACAUGGACGGGCAUAAAGAUCAAGGUAUCAACGUGCGGGAAAAAGCAAAACAAUUAGUGGCCUUAUUAAAAGAUGACGAAAGAUUGAGGAAUGAGCGAGCCAGAGCUUUAAAAGCAAAAGAGAGAUUUGCGCAAUCGGUCAGUGGUUUUGGAAGCGAUGGCUUGGAUACCAUGUCGCCUGUUAGCAGUGACUUUCAGGAUUGGGAGCCUUGUCACUUAUCCGAGCCAUCGUCUAGACGCGCAACGGAAUUGGAAGCCGCAAGACCGCAAACAGUGGGCGAGGAAGAAUUACAGCUACAGUUGGCUCUAGCCAUGUCGAGGGAAGAAGCGGAACAAGAGGAACAAAGAAGACGCAGCGAUGACGUUAGACUGCAGUUAGCCCUUAGUCAGAGUCAGCAAGACUUCAAAGCUCCGCAAGCCGAGAAGCAGAGUCACGUGCUCGAUUUGCUGGACGUAGCCCUGGGAGAAGCGAGCGGCCCUUCUGUACAGACCGAUCCCUGGGGUAUUCCGAUAACGGCGCCGCCGCCCAGACCGCAGCCGCAGAACGACCCGUGGAGUGUUCCGACAACGAGUAGCGCGUCACCCGUGAUAGACCCGUGGACGCCCGUCCCUCCGCAACGACCAAGAUCCUCAGCGGCCACUAUCGAUCCGUGGCGCGCCCCUGCUCCGUCGCCUGCCACAGUGGCGUCUCCACGUACGACGGAUCCCUGGUCGCCGGUGCCGAGCACCACUGCCGAACCGGAGGCGAGCAAGCUACAGGCGGCCCAGGAUGGCGUGGCGUCUCCGUCACCAGCCUUCAAUAAUUCAACACUGACGCAGAACAUCGGCUUCGCCGCACAGUCGCCUCAGAACAUAAGCUUUAACUUGCCGGCUGUAACCUCCGCCGCCACUAACUUCAGCACCACCAGCAACGGUUUCAACGGGACGGCGCCGGUGCCGCCGCCGCCGCCGCCGGGCUUCAUCUUUUCCACGCCGAACAACGGCAGCACCGCCGCGACGAGUCCGCUCAGCGAUUUAGACGAGUUCGACGUGAUCACCAACAGAGGAAAACUCGGGGCCAGUCCGCAGACGGUGAACAAUGGCGGCACAUCGUCGGGAGAUCCCUUCGACUUGGGAGGCAUGGCCGAGAAUCUUCCUGCCAGCACUGGCGCGGUGAAGAAAACACCACAGUCCUUCUUGGGGGAGAACUCCGCGCUCGUCAACCUGGAUAAUCUCGUCAGCGCUUCGGCGAUCAAGCCUACCGCUCCCACGCCUGCCGCAACCAUGUCGUAUUCAGCAAAUCCGUUUGCAACUGUGACGCCACCGCCCCGUCCUACAAUCAAUCAGAUUCGACAGGAUCCAUGGACAGCGAAUACAACUACUACGGCUAAUCCGUUCCUCUCGUAGCCUGGUCGAUCGAAAAAAAAAAAAAAGCUUCAAUAGUGAUCUACGAGACGUUCGCGGUUCUACAUGUAACCCUGUACGGUAUAGAUUUUGGUUAACGAUAAAGUACGACUUCAAUUGUGGCAAUUACGGGGCGAAAGUUGAGCAAGUAACGAAAUCGUGCGAGACGAAAAUAUUACGGAUAUUUCGCUGACAUUGGGUAUAUUAAAGCGUUAUUUUUCGACGAAUUGGAUAUUGGCAACACAUGAUCUAUGAUCGUUGUACAAGGUUCUUCUUUGUUUUGCAUGUACUACUCGCUUCGUAAAGUUUAUUCCGAAAGUUUAAUUACUUGAACGACUAAGUAGAAGUGUGACAUACGUGUAAUUAAGUGAUGAGUGAAAAGAUACAAUACACACGGCCCACACACACACACAUACAACACACACACACACAUAAAUCAUGUUUUAACUUUGAACCCUUACACGAUCCCAAGGUACGACUAGAUUUUAUACACACUACCUUCUCUAUAUAGUAUCUAUUUUCUAUGUAUAAAUCGAUUCAAGGAAAGAGAUUGCUCAGCAGUAUCGUCGCUGGCGGGGAGAGAACACACAAAGUAACGCCGGAGUCGAGGGUCGAUCUAUGUUUAUGCGUUUCACAUUUGUACACACGCGUUUUCUAACAGCGAAACCGAUGAGACCGUGAGACUGUAAUCGUGAUUUGCAACAAAAAAACAAACAAACAAGAAACAUACAAAAACGAGAAAAUCUAUUAUAUAUCGAACAGGGUUCCGUUCGCGUUAUACGCUUAUACAAAUACGUGUCGAUCACGGCUCGUGAGAAAUUCAUCGUCGUAGCUUGCUUUCUAAUUAAGCGAUCGUGAUACGAGCAGCUGCCGUGUUACAUAAGUAAAGAGAAAAACAAAAGUGUGCGCGUAUUUCUUACAUAGUUGUACACAUAGCCGGUCAUUCGCGAAUGACGUACUGCGACCUAUGACACACCAAGGCACGUCUAAACGAACAUGCAACUGUGAAAGUAGCAUUCACACUGAUAACAACGUAGGACCUAGGGGAGGAAGGGGAGGGUUAAUCCAUGUAUCGUUUUCAGUGUCAAUCUAAGAAUCUCGAUUUCGAUCGAGCAAUGGGGGGGGGGAGGUGAUUUUCGCGCGGAUUUUUGACGUAGAUAGAUAUCUUGAAAAAUCAAACUCCAGAGCGACAGGAACAGUGUCUCUCGUCUACCCGAGAAGAUCGCCGAUAUUUAGAUGAAAAUAAUAAGCGGGAUAAUUUCCAACUCUACGGGGUUAUUUUCGAUUAAACCGAUUCACGCGCCCGGCACUUCCGAGAUUGCGAGCGAAACUGCUUGGCGCGGUUACAGCAAGGCUACACGACAUUCUUGCCUAUUUGCUACAUCAUAUUUUCUAAAUUUGCACGACUCGGAAUCACGAGGUCAGAUUACGAGUGAAAAAAAAAAAGAAACAUCGCAAUUGUGUCUGUCUUGAUUUAAAAUAAGGGAUGUAAAUAUAAAAAUUCAGCAUAUCGUUCCCCGCUUGUCAAAUGUUUGUAGUGUUCUUUAAUAACGAAUAACGUAGGUAAUUUUUUCAUGACACUCGUGAAAGCUGUAACUCGCGACGUCACUAUGUAUCACUAUGUCGCGAUCUGCGUUUGCAGAAAAAUUUGCUGAGCUGUUCCCUAGACAAACAAGUACCACUCUUCGUAGCCGCCGCCGGGUAUUCCGAUCGCGUCGGGCGAUAUUAUUCGCGUCGCACGCGCGGAUGUUUUACCGUGUAUAGAAUCGAGUCGCGAUUGAAACGCAACCUACCCCAAAGAGAAUCAUCGCACCCUCACGCGCACCUCAGCAUCUUUUUCUUCGAAAUGACAACGCAUUUUGCAGUUUUAUACAAAGAGAACUUUUUCACUAUACAGCAUUGACAAAGGGGAACUAUAUUCGCCUAUUUAUCCAAAUACAUCAGAAGUUGCACGAUUUAAGCUGUUCCAAGUAAACGUCGAGCAAAUAUAAUUCCAGUGUAUUAUUUAUAUCGUUAAAAUCAGUAAUUUCUGUUGGCUUUAUGCAGUUUUAACACAUACAUUGCUUAUAUGAGUGAAACUGUAUAUUUCAUACGUAUUUAUAUCCAGGUGUUCGCCGAGAUAUGAAGUCAAAUUGCAUGGACACGCACCGCGUUGUGAUCGCUCUGCGUAAGAAUUUUAUUGUACAAUUAUUGUAUCUAGCAAUUUUUAUCGGGAAUACGAAUAACUAUAAUUGAUUAUCAUGCCUGUUGUAUGUAGGAUGAUGUAUUUCCAGGGCAUCCUAUAUCUCUCAAUUUUAUAUAUCUAUAUAUUUUUUUACCAACUUGAUUUACUCACGUAACGAAUCUAUGGAUCAUGAUGAUAUACACAUACACACACACACACAGCUUCAUCUCUGUGCGAACAGUGGAGUAUUUUUGUUUAGCUUUUAGAGCCAAUGUAAUUGCAAGGAAAUUCAAAGAACAUUUAUGAAAAUAAAUAUUAUAUAUUUUAGUAGAUUA